AUGAAGAGGAGAGGAGGGAAUGGAGGAGUUUCUGCGGACCUCCUUGUGUGCUUGCCGUCGCGAGGUCGGCUGGCCCUGACGCCGAAGCCCAUCUGCAGCCCUUCGCGCUCUUCGGAGGCGCAGAAGCGCCACCAGCUCCGCUCCGCCAGCCGCGGCCGGGGAAGCCCGAUGUUCAGGACCAAUGACAGCAACGCGAUGAUGAACGCGGCCGGUGAGACGAUCUCUGAGGAGCCCAGCUCGCCCAAAGUCACCUGCUCCGGUCAGAUCAAAGUAUCACGCCCAAAGCCCACUGCCGAUAGCCGCGGCAGAAGCUGGCAGGCGGUCAUGGAUGAGGUGGAGAAGACUCACGGCCGGCGGCGGCAUGGGAAGGCCCGUCGGUGGCCCCAGUGGACGGAGGCCUUUUUCCUCUUCAACGCCUUCCGGGGAUUCCGCUUCCGCUUGGGCUGUUUUGGGUCCUUACGGCGCCCCGCAGACGAUAGCAGCACCUCCGCAGAAGAAGAAGAAGAAGAAGAGGACGACGGCGAUGACGGAGAAGGGGAGCGCAGCGGUGCAACCCAGACAGCCUUCUCCAAAUGGUUUAUGGUUCUGGAGGAGAGCCAGAAUCACCACAGCCGUGACAAGAACAUCUUUGACGUAGAAGAAAAGGAAGAUGAUGAUGAUGACGAAGAGAGAGACUGCGCAGGUACAGCAUCUCCUCCGGCGGCGGCGCCGCCACCUAAUGCUCUCCUUCUGACGAGGUGCCGAUCGACGCCGGGGAGCAGGCGGGCGCAGGGAGGAAGAGGAGCCGCCGCCUGGGAUGCAACGAGGAAGGAAGCGAAGGGGGAGAAGAAGAGGGUUGUGAUGAAGCGGCAAGCCACUAACUUCCUCGAGGUGUCGUCGGACAUUGCCAAGGAGACGUGGGUGGUCGGAAGCUUCGACCUGGCCAGGAGCCGGAGCUGGAAACGAUGA
Spirodela intermedia is the source of this 948-nucleotide messenger RNA. The record is from the annotation of a GenBank genome assembly. Lineage: Eukaryota; Viridiplantae; Streptophyta; Magnoliopsida; Alismatales; Araceae.